UGACGCAAGAGGUGUAGGAGUCAACUUUGGCAACCCCGCCUCGGGCUGACUGAGCCUGUGGCCCGUGUUUCGCGCCGGCCGGCGGGCGGGUUCCAGGCUCCGCCAUGUCCCUGGCUGUGGGCGACAGCGGGCGGCUGGGCCGGUUCGGCAGGCGGGGGGCGACCCCCGGGACGCCCUGGUUGGGGGGCGGAGUGGUGGCUCGGAGUCUGCAGGCCGAGCUGCUGCAGGAGGAGGAGGAGGAGGCGGCAGCGAGCGGUAUCUCUGGGUCCCAGGGCGUGGCCCCGGUGCCGCCGCUGCCCCACAAGCGGAAUGGCGUGUUGACGGCUCCGCCGGGGGGGAAACGUUGGCCGGCCCGGGCCUGCUCGAUGCUGUGCUGCCUCCUGGCCGUCUCCGCCCUCGCCUUCCUCCUGGCCAUCGCGUGCCUCGUGCUCAAAGAUUUGCGCUCUGAGAAAGAGAAGAAUGAAGAUGGUAUAGAAACUGGCUUACUAGGAUUUUGGGGUCUGUUUGUUCUAGCCUUGAUGACAGGGCUCUCAUGCUGCAGCUUUUCUUGGACGGUGACUUAUUUUGAUUCCUUUGAACCAGGAAUGUUUCCUCCGACUCCACUUUCACCUGCACGAUUCAAGAGACUGACGGGGCAUUCCUUCCACAUGGGCUAUAGUAUGGCAAUACUGAAUGGCAUUGUGGCAGCUCUCACCAUAGUGUGGUGCCUCAUUUGAAUCCUAUGCUGGCUCGGUGAUCUUCAACAGGUCAAGAUGCACAUAGAAACUACUAUAAAUUGUCCAGUCUGCUUUUUUUACAACACUGUGGAAUGACAUUUCACAUCUCAAAUAGAAAUGUCUGCCAUUCACUGUAUGUUUCAGAUUUAUAGAUGAAUCUUUGGGUUUAUAUUUAUAGGGUAUUUGCUUGAGUUGCAUUAAGAGUCAGGGGAGGGGAAAAUGCCAUAUGUUUAUAGGCAAAUGUGAAUUUGUCUUAAAACAAGAAGUAUUUACGAAUUGAAAAUGUUUUAAACCCAGGGGAUGACAUUUUGAUUGCUAUUACUGUAUAAAGGAGUCUUAUCUGCACUUCCAGCUAUACUACAGAGUACAGAUAAACAUGACACUUAUGAAUUUAACCAUUUAUUUAAAAUGUACAGUGUUGCUAAUAAUAAAGGCCACUAACUUUUUUUUCACUGUACAUGCUAUUUAACUUGUACUUGGCCUAGGCAGUGAGAACUAGAUUAACUUUUGUUAGUCUAGUCAGUUUUAUACUCUGGUUUGCCAGCAUUUGCGCAAUACUUGUUUAUAACACUGCAGAGGACAAUUUAUUUAAAUAUUUCAUUAGAUUUUUUUUUAAAUCAAAAUAUUUCAUUUCAUACUAGUUUUUAUAAACUAUCCCCUCCUCGUUUUGUAAACAACCUAAAACUUGUGCCUAAAUCACCUGAUAGUGUUUUUACUUUGGAGUAAUGCAACUAUAUGCUACAACUACUGUAUAUACAAAAAAAAAGUUUCACUAAGAAUGUGUGGAAACUUCUCCACUUUGUGCCAUUAAAGUAUAGAAAAUAUUACCUACUCUUUUUACAUGGUAAAUUAAUACAUAACAUCCGUUUCCAGUAUUUGCAGUAGGGUACCUCACUGAAGAACUGCAGGAGUUAUUUUUAUAGCUUUUUGCAUCUUUGUAAUGUAUGUAACUGCUCAGCUUCUUACAAUAUUUUUCUUAAUCUCUUAAAAGGAUCAGGAGUCUACCAAACAGUUAAACUACAAUGGCAUAAGUGUUGGAAUUUCAUUUUUUACUUAUUUUGCUUCACAUGCAUAUUUGAAGUGUAUGGAUAUUUUAAGAUGUAUAUUGGUUGUAUUCUGUAAUUAAAAUGCUUGUAAAGUUGAUUAGAGUAAAACUCUUGUAAAAGUAUAAAAAAAAAUUCAUUUCCAGAUUACAAGUUAAUUUGUGUAAUUUAAAAAAUUAACAUGCUGUAAAAUGUGCAAAUCAGCAGUUCAAUUUGGACUUAACCAAAUGUAAACAAAUCACAAUGAUCACUUAAAGUUGACUACACUUUUUAAAAUGUAUGUAUUGUUUACAUAUAAGGGUAUGCAUGUUUAGUAUAUUAAAGAUGAACCAAUUCCUUUUUCUAGUAUAUUAAACAGAUAUUGAUACUGAAUUCAGAUCUUUUCAUGCUGUAAACCCUACAUAUGUACAAAUAGCUUUAGUCAAAUGCAAUGUUUACUUUUUUUACAUUAAACAGAAAAUAGUUUAAGAUCCAAGAACUUGUUAAUAAAUAUUUUACAUUU
Mauremys reevesii (Reeves's turtle) is the source of this 2261-nucleotide messenger RNA. It is a transcript of the gene ARL6IP6, whose product is annotated as ADP ribosylation factor like GTPase 6 interacting protein 6. The record is from RefSeq and is a predicted model, not a curated record. The transcript has 4 exons. NCBI's taxonomy places the organism in Eukaryota, Metazoa, Chordata, Testudines, Geoemydidae. The coding region runs from base 105 to 716 and encodes 203 amino acids.